UUCCUCUUACUCUCUUGAUUCCCCUUCAUUGAAAUAUUUCUGCUUCUGGUUUGAGUAUAAGUUACCGGGUUCUUGCUAGUACAUGCAUGAAGCAGUUUCUUUAAGAAAGUUUUGGUUCUUGCUAUGGGGAUAGAUCUUGAACAGCCUUCGGGAGAAUUCCACCAGGCAGAUAAUGGACCUGGUGGGAAUAGUCAUAUGGUAGAUGGCAGAGAGGAAAAUACUUCUGGAGAUAGAGUGAUUGUAAGUGUAACUAACGUUCCUGUAAAUGAUAGGGAGAUUGCUGGAAAAAAUGGAAGUGUGUCAAAUUUCAAAAACAGGGUAGAUGCCAGAGAUGAAAUCAACUUGAAUGCUCCGAAAAAUAUAGAGCUUCAUGACGGACUGGAGUUUGAAUCAAAGGAAGAAGCUUUUUCCUUCUAUAAAGAAUAUGCCAAGUCUAUGGGGUUCGCUGCAGUAAUUAAGGCUAGCCGCCGGUCCAGAGCAUCUGGAAAAUUCAUUGAUGCAAAAUUUGCAUGCAGUAGAUAUGGGACCAAACCGGAAACUAGUCAACCUGAAACUGCAGAACCUGUUUCACAUUCCAGAGAGUCAAGUAUCUGCCUUAAGAGAAAACGAGGAGGUCGUGCUAGCCAAUCUUUGGAAAAAACGGAUUGUAAAGCCUGCAUGCAUGUUAAGAGAAGGCAAGAUGGUAGAUGGACUGUUUGUACUCUCAUUAAAGAGCACAAUCAUGACAUUUUUCCUGAUGAAGCCUAUUAUUUUCGAGGGCACAGGAAGUUAGAUAUAAGUAGCGGUAAUGUUGGUGGUAAUGUCGGGGGUAAUGUUGAUGGCUUAAAUGCUAUCCGGAGAAGAACAAAGAAUCUGUUUGCCAAUAUGUCCAGACAGUCUGGGGGCUACAAGAAGUCCACUAAUCCAAAGGGUGGUGGGAAAAAUCAAUCACCAAGUGUACAUCAUUUGUCUCUAGAGGAAGGAGAUGCUCAAGUCAUGCUUGACCACUUUCUAUGUAUGCAAGAUGAGAAUCCUAACUUCUUUUAUGCAAUUGAUCUGAAUGAAGAGCAGCGAUUGAGAAAUGUUUUCUGGGUUGAUGCCAAAGGUAGACUUGAUUAUGAAAUUUUUAGUGAUGUAGUAUUUCUUGAUACCACAUAUAUCAAGAAUGAAUAUAAAUUGCCAUUUGCUCCCUUUAUUGGUGUGAACCACCAUCUUCAGUUCAUUUCGCUUGGAUGUGCUUUACUUGCUGAUGAGAGUAAAUCAACCUAUGUCUGGCUUAUGCGGGCAUGGUUAAAAGCAAUGGGCGGACAUGCUCCAAGAGUGAUACUCACUGACCAGGACAAGUUCUUGAAAGAAGCUGUCGCAGAGGUCUUUCCUGAUUCUCGUCAUUGUUUUUGUUUGUGGCACAUAUUGGGUAAGAUGCCUGAGAAGCUUGGAUAUGUUACAAGGCAGCACGAUCAAUUUAUGGAGAAUUUUAACGAAUGCAUUUUCAAGUCUUGGACAAUUGAACAGGUUGAAAUAAGAUGGUUCAAAAUGGUUGACAGAUUCAAUUUAAGAAAUGACAUAUGGUUGCAGUCAUUGUUUGAAGAUCGUAGACAAUGGAUACCAGCAUUCAUGAGAGGCAUUUUCUUGGCAGGGAUGUCUACAACCCAGCAAUCAGAAAGUUUAAACUGUUUCUUUGACAAAUACAUGCAGAGGAAAACGACAUUGAAAGAGUUUCUUGAACAAUACAAUACAAUCCUCUGUGAGAAGUAUGAAGAGGAAGCAAAGGCAGAUUUUGAAACAUGGCAUAAACAACCUGCAUUGAAAUCUCCAUCACCUUUUGGGAAACAAAUGGCUACCUUGUAUACUCAUGUAGUAUUCAAGAAAUUCCAAGUUGAGGUUUUGGGAGUAGUUGCUUGUCAUCCAAAGAAAGAAGCUGAAGAUGGAGCAAUCAAAACUUUUAGAGUUCAAGAUUUUGAAGAGGAUCACCAUUUCAUUGUGGAGUGGAAUGAACUGACGUCAGAUAUAUCCUGUUUAUGCCAUUCAUUUGAAUUCAAUGGUUUCCUUUGUAGACAUGUGAUGAUUGUACUGCAAAUAUCUGGUGUACACAAUAUUCCAUCUCAGUAUAUAUUGAAACGUUGGACAAAAGAUGCAAAGAGCAGGCAGACAAGGGGUGUGGGAUCGAGUUCGUUUAAGUCUAGAGUUCAACUUUACAAUGAUCUAUGCAGACGAGCCUUUGAAUUGGGUGAUGAAGGUUCUUUAUCGCAGGAAAGUUAUAAUAUUGCAUUUGUGGCAUUAGAAGAAGCUUUGAGAAAUUGUGAGAAUAUGAAUAACUCAAUUCAGAGGGUAAUACAUCCAGUGUCUCCAGAGACUCAUGGUUCUCAUAGCUUUGAAGGAGUGAACCAAGGUAACAGCACUAACAAGAUGAAUAAAAAGAAUAGUACAUCUAAGAAAGGACAGGUACAUUCUGAGCCAGAGGUCCUAACCAUUGAGAUGCAAGAGAGCUGGCAAGGACUGGAACAAUUGAGCUCGAGUGCUACCACCCUAGAUGGUUAUAUUGGCCCACAACAACUAGUUCAAGGAAUGGGGCCAUUAAACACAAUUUCCUCAAGGCGUGAAAAUUAUUAUAGCAAUCAGCAUAUGCAGGGGCUGGGGCAAUUGAACUCAAUCACACACAUCCAGGAUGCUCAAUACAUAAAUCAGCAAAGACUGCAUGGAGUGGGGCAGUUCCAUUUCAGACCACAAACUAUCCCGAAUUUUGUAAUUGCAGAUGAUCCGCAAGAUGUGGAUCAUUCCACUGUGGGACGCACUCAGAUUCAUGGCUUGGCGUCAAAGCAUUUGCAGUCGAAACAUCCAUCUUGUCAGUAGCAAUAGAUAGGUGGGGAGAAAAUAAUUUAUUGAACUGCAACAAUCAAUUUGAAGAAAUCCACAUAGGGAGAGAACGGGACCCUGGUCGUACAAUCUGUCAUCUUGGUCCGUAUGUAGUACAUAUUGGAAAGCCUCUGAAGCUGAAGGAAAUGAUCCAUUUACCUUUUAGUUGUAGCUGUGUUGUAUGUUAUCAUUGUGUCUGUCCAUGUACAAUUUUAGAUGUAAUCCAAAAUCCAAUUUCUAUAGCUGU
Fragaria vesca subsp. vesca is the source of this 3079-nucleotide messenger RNA. Its product is annotated as protein FAR-RED IMPAIRED RESPONSE 1-like. The record is from RefSeq and is a predicted model, not a curated record. NCBI's taxonomy places the organism in Eukaryota, Viridiplantae, Streptophyta, Magnoliopsida, Rosales, Rosaceae. Gene Ontology annotation, molecular function: zinc ion binding. Gene Ontology annotation, biological process: regulation of DNA-templated transcription. The coding region runs from base 124 to 2829 and encodes 901 amino acids. The transcript is spliced from 9 exons.